Gigantopelta aegis is the source of this 809-nucleotide messenger RNA. RefSeq names its product centromere protein S-like. The transcript has 4 exons. Gene Ontology annotation, molecular function: protein heterodimerization activity; chromatin binding. Gene Ontology annotation, cellular component: Fanconi anaemia nuclear complex; FANCM-MHF complex. Gene Ontology annotation, biological process: replication fork processing; resolution of meiotic recombination intermediates. The coding region runs from base 57 to 485 and encodes 142 amino acids. Lineage: Eukaryota; Metazoa; Mollusca; Gastropoda; Neomphalida; Peltospiridae. The record is from RefSeq and is a predicted model, not a curated record.
UUUUUUUAUAUAAGCGGGAUUUUUUGAGAAUUUUGGAAACUUAAAACUGAGUUAACAUGACAUCGCGAAGUUCUUCAAUUCAUAACCUUGAAUUUGACGAACUAGACAGAGCACAGAGACUGAAAGCUGCUGUCCAUUACACAGUGUUACAGAUCUGUCGGGACGUUGAAGCGGAUCUGGACGUCACAAUCAACAAGCAGUUGAUAGCGGCACUCUCAGAGACGACGUGGAGACAAUGUGAGAGCUUUUCUCAAGAUCUCGAACUGUUCGCCAAACACGCUAAAAGGACAACAGUCAACCCAGACGAUGUUAAGAUGUUGGUUAGAAAGGCUCCAAAUUUGUUACAACACAUCUCCAAUAUGUACGAGGAGAAAGUGAAAAAAGAUGAACCGAAGAAAAAGGUACGGAAACCUAAAAAGAAUGUAUCAAAAACAUCAACAGAUGUAACCAUAGAAACUGAUGCUGACUCUAUUGUGCCAGACUGAACAGGUUUCCAUGGAGACUGAAAGAUGUGAUUUUGCACUUUUUGCAAAGGGUGUGUUCCCUGAUAAUAGACCUCACCAACAGAUGAAUGUAAUUUAUUUUACCAUCAGAAAUCUCAUUGUUAUGGAGGUUUUUGUUGACAUAUUCAGGUGCUUUUAGAUCAAGAUAAACUGAUGGUAUUUCAUCGGCUAGUGUUCUAUUUCCAACCAGUGCAUCACAACUGGUCAAAGGCCGUGGUAUGUGCUUUCCUGUCUGUAGGAAAGUGUAUAUAAAAGAUCCCUUGCUGCAUUAGAAAAAAUGUAGCAGGUUUCCUCUGAUGACUACGU